This is a messenger RNA of Agrilus planipennis (emerald ash borer), 4003 nucleotides long. RefSeq names its product serine/threonine-protein kinase Tao (gene Tao). The transcript has 16 exons. Bases 290 to 2971 code for a protein of 893 amino acids. Gene Ontology annotation, molecular function: ATP binding; protein kinase activity. Gene Ontology annotation, biological process: protein phosphorylation. Lineage: Eukaryota; Metazoa; Arthropoda; Insecta; Coleoptera; Buprestidae. The record is from RefSeq and is a predicted model, not a curated record.
UGUCAACAUAACUGUCAGUUUGACAGUUUUGAAAAGUAACCUUUUAUAGGGAUAAUUUAUGAACGUGUUUUUGAUUUUUUAUCGUUGAUCGUAAUCCACAUCAAGUUUUUUUAAACUUAGUGAAAUACUUUCAAUUUGGAAAAGCUAAAAGUGUAACAUAAUGUUAAUUCUACAGGAUAAUUUUACAAAUCUUUGACGAAAACGUCUGCACAUUUCAACACGCCAUUUUGUUUGUCAUUUGUCAGCCAGUAUUUUUCGAAAUGGUCGUCUAAGACAUUUGGAGAAAGUAAUGGCUCCUGUGCCCAGGCCAGGUAGCCUGAAAGAUCCAGAAAUCGCCGAACUUUUUUACAAGCAUGAUCCUGAAAAAAUAUUUGAAGAUCUACGUGAAAUCGGACAUGGCUCUUUUGGAGCUGUUUAUUAUGCCCGAUGCCUGCUUACUCAAGAAGUGGUGGCCAUUAAAAAGAUGACAUACCUUGGUAAACAGAGUUUGGAUAAGUGGCAAGAUAUUCUCAAGGAAAUAAGAUUUCUCAGACAAUUAAACCAUCCAAACACUGUGGAGUACAAGGGGUGUUAUUUAAGGGACCAUACGGCAUGGCUAGUUAUGGAAUACUGUCUAGGUUCUGCUUCUGAUAUUAUUGAAGUUCAUAAAUGUGCACUUAGAGAAGAAGAAAUAGCAGCAAUUUGUGAUGGAGUACUGAAUGGUUUAAGUUAUUUACAUAGUCUUGGUCAAAUCCACAGAGAUGUAAAAGCUGGGAACAUAUUACUGACCGAAAAUGGAACUGUUAAAUUGGCUGAUUUUGGCAGUGCUUCUAUUAAAUGUCCGGCGAAUUCUUUUGUUGGAACUCCUUAUUGGAUGGCUCCAGAAGUUAUUCUCGCGAUGGACGAAGGGCAGUAUGAUGGGAAAGUGGAUGUUUGGUCUCUGGGAAUUACGUGUAUUGAAUUGGCCGAAAGAAAGCCCCCUUAUUUCAACAUGAAUGCUAUGUCAGCACUAUAUCAUAUCGCUCAAAAUGACACACCCACGUUACAGUCAAACGAAUGGUCUGAUAUUUUUAAACAUUUUGUCAAGUCUUGUUUACAGAAAUUACCAGCGGAACGUCCGAAUUCUUCAAAAUUGCUUUCGCAUCAAUUUGUGACCCGACAUAGACCAAAUAAUGUUCUCAUUGAUCUGAUUCAACGAACGAAAGCGGCCGUCAGAGAUCUAGAUAACUUGAAUUAUAGGAAAAUGAAAAAAAUUUUGAUGGUUGAUAAUAGUGAAAUUGAAAGUACCAUUGGAGAUAUGGAUGAUACACCCGACGAGCACACGGGAGGCGACAGUUCUAAGAGCAAUUCUGUUACGUCCGAACACAGUGUUCAUUCCGUUGGUGUUUCCGCAAGUAGUCAGUCAAGUAGUACCAAUAGCCUUCCAGCAGGUGGUGAUUUAGAAAGUACAACAAAGCGACAGCGUCCACCGACUUCAAAUCAUGCUGCAGUGGCAGUUAUAGCCGAUCACGGGGCUAAUAAUUUUGCUACAAUUCGAACUACCAGUAUCGUCACAAAACAACAGAAAGAACAUAUGCAGGAGGAAAUGCACGAACAGAUGUCAGGCUAUAAAAGAAUGCGUCGAGAACAUCAAGCAGCUCUCAUGAAACUUGAAGAGAAAUGCAAAAUGGAAAUGGAAAGUCACAAAAUUCAGUUGGAUAAAGAGUACGAAUUUCUUUUACAAACAUUUAGCAAAGAUUUAGAAAAGUUGCAGUUAAAACACCAACAAGAACUUGAGAGAAAAUUAAAACAAAAUCAAGUGGGUGAGAAAAAGCUUACUAAAGACAUAAUGACCCGACAAGAUCUUGAUCGAAAAGCUUUCGACGCUCACAGAAAGAAGGAAUAUAAGGCUAAUAAGGAACGAUGGAAACGUGAACUAUCACAGGACGAUUCGACUCCAAAAAGACAAAGAGAUGCGACAUUACAAACACAAAAAGACAAUUUGAAAUUGGUUGAAGCCCAAGAAGAACAAAGACUUUUGAGAUUGCAAAGAGAAUAUUUGGAAUUGGAGGUUCGCAAGUUUAAAAGAAAAAAGCUACUGUCAUUCCAUACAUUAGAACAAGAACUAUUAAGAGAAGAACUUAACAAAAGACAGCAACAAUUGGAACAAGCUCACGAGAUGCUGCUGAGACAUCAUGAUAAAACACAAGAACUAGAGUAUAGACAGCAAAAAGCAGUGCAUAAUUUACGCGAGGAACAGCUACAAAAACAACAUAGUACAGAGUUAACAAACCAAGAAGAAUACAUGAGACGUUCGGAAAGAGAAUUGAGAAAAAAACAUGCAAUGGAAAUUAAACAACAGCCAAAAUCAUUAAAGCAAAAGGAAAUGAUGGUCAGGAAACAGUUUCGCGAAACUUGUAAGGUACAAACGAAACAGUACAAAGCUCUGAAGGCGCAAAUACUGCAAACCACGCCGAAAGAAGAACAAAAGGCUGUGAUAAAGAAAUUAAAAGAAGAACAGAGACGAAAAUUAGCUCUGCUUGGUGAUCAGUAUGAACAGAGCAUUGCGGAAAUGCUUCAAAAACAAUGUAUACGCCUUGACGAAAGCCAGGAGAUCGAAGCGCAGCAAAUGAGAGAGAGACUGCAUUAUGAAUUAGAAAUUCUGAUGGCCUACCAAAGCAAGAAUAAGAUUCAAGCACAAGCGCAAAGAGAUAGAGAACGUAAAGAAUUGGAAGAACGCGUAUCCCUCAGGAAAGCACUUCUUGAAUCUAAAAUGAGUCAGGAAACUCAAAGAUUUUUGGAAGAGAGGGCAGAAAGAAUAAGACUUUUACACGAGAAGCAAGAGAGAGAAUUGGAAGAAUUUGACGAAGAGUCAGCAAGGCUUGGAUUUAGUGUGUUGGCGAUUGCAGAAGCAACAAGGGAAAAUUACGACGACAGCCGCAGUUUAUCAGGCUCUAUGUUAAGUCUUGCUCAUUCUAAUAGUUCAACAAGUUUUCCACCUGGGUCACUCUAGUAUUCCACUAAAUAUUUGCUGUUUUCUGGUUGCUUCGUUUAGUCCGUUAGCCACGUCUCAUUUGGUUUAUUUUAACGGGGCAAAGAUAAAACCGAUUAAUAUACAUAUACAUAACAUAUUUAACUUACAAAAGAUAACAUGUUGAUUAAAGUUUCUAAUUUAAGCUUUAAAGCUACCUACUGUUUCGAUCGUCAUUUUAAACAAUAGUUAAAUCACUAAUUAGUUGCUUUAUGCUCUGUUAAAGUAACGUAAAACGUACAGUAAUAAAACUUCAUCAUGGGUUUGCGUUUAAUUACAACGAGAAGAAAUGCGAACAAAUCGGCGAAACAAAUACUGUUAUUAAAAUAUCUUGUCGUUUUACCGUAUCUUUUUUUUUUUAUUUUUUACUUAAGUUUAAUAAGUUAGUGUAUCUAUGAAUAUUUUAAUAAAAUAAUGUAGCCAAUGUAACUGUUAUUAGAAGUUUACAUUACUUUUUGUAACUGUAUUUGCUAGAUCAUCUCUUUUCCCCUUGAAGCACAUAAAAACCUAUCAUUUAAUUAAUCGAACCAAACGAUGAUCAUAUAUGACGAAAAUACGUUAAAAAAGAAACAUCGCUUGCUAAAUGUGAAGGUGGUUUUUUUUGUCGCAGUACAGUAACGUUUUCUUUAAAAAAAAAAAAGAAGAAAUCGUUCGGUUGUAAUCGUCAAGCGUAUUAAAAUUUUUGACGUGUGUAUCUACAGAGCCGAUUAAAUUAGUAGAUUGGUAUUUUAUUGAAAUUGUUUUGUACAUUCAUUGGAAUUAUUAUAGUAUUAGGAAAUGUUGGAGCGGCCGGCGCCGGCGUUCUAAUAGUAUUUAUUAUUUGUAAAACGUAGUAACAAUUUAUCUGAUUUAGUUGUGUAUAUAUACCUAUACAAAUAAUUAUCAUAUUAUGUAUAAUUUAGUUGUUUAAAAUAAUCGACAUGUUUCAAUUUCACUGUGCAUAUGUUAUUAUGUACAUUUUUUGUUACUCGCCUUCUAAACUGUAAAGGAAUAAAAAUCAAACGUUUUAUACUA